Molecule: messenger RNA, 2823 nt
Organism: Siniperca chuatsi (mandarin fish)
Lineage: Eukaryota; Metazoa; Chordata; Actinopteri; Centrarchiformes; Sinipercidae
Product: disintegrin and metalloproteinase domain-containing protein 10
Exons: 15
Coding region: 187-2235 (682 amino acids)
Biological process (GO): membrane protein ectodomain proteolysis; Notch signaling pathway
Cellular component (GO): plasma membrane
Molecular function (GO): metalloendopeptidase activity
Source: RefSeq, a predicted model, not a curated record
GUGUCAGUGUUCGUAUCUCAGUGCUGAGUUCUGGCUUGAACUUCCUAACCGUCACAUUCCAGCGUGGGAAGACCACAGGUACGAGGGUGGUGAAGUGAGAAGUAAAGUCAGAAAGGAUGAAAAAGAGAGACGAAUGUGAGCAAAGGAGGAGAAAGCUGUGAUAGGGAAGGAAAACAAAAACCCACCAUGGAGGUUCAACACUACUGGCUACUGCUGUCAUUGGUCAGCUGCCAUGAACGGAUUACAGGUAAGGCUGUGAGUGACAUCAGUCCAUAUAUAAAGCAUUAUGAGGGCUUGUCAUACAACAGGGAGGAUCUUCACAGGAAGCACCUGCGAGCCAGGAGAGCCACACAACCUCAGGAAUACACACUGCAGCUGGACUUCACCGCAUUCCGCAGAACUUUCCGGCUGCAAUUGCAACGCAAUGCAGCAGCAUUUUCCAAAAAUUUCAAGGUGGUCAGUGAAAAUGGUUCAACAUCAGCUGACCUCUCCCACAUAUAUUCAGGAACACUAGAAGGUGAACAUGGUUCAGCCUGCCAUGGCUCUGUGUUACAGGGUCAGUUUGAGGGAACCGUCCAUACACACAACGGGACUUAUCACAUAGAGCCAGUACAUAGAUACACCAGCAGACAAACAGAUCACCACUCUAUCAUCUACCAUGAGGAUGACAUGGUCCUACCGUCUAUGAGAACUGGCCCUGAUGGAUUCUGUGGUGCAGAACAUCUAAACCUCCUCACUCAAAGCCUCAGAACCAAGGAGGAGGCACUAGCAAGCCGGUUGAGGAGAACAGUGGACGAGUCAAAGACCAGCUGCCUGCUCCACCUCCAUGCUGACCACCUCUACUACAAGAGGUUCAAGUCUGUUGAAGCUGUUGUGGCUCAGGUUGCCUCCUACAUACGAGCUGUGAAUGACAUCUACGACAAUGUGGACUUUGAUGGCAUCAAGUUGAUCAACUUUGAAGUGAAAUCUCUCAGAGUGAUGACGGAGGAGGAUAAAAACGAUCCUCUGUAUCCUCUGUACAUUGGGCCUGAGAAACUGUUGAGUCUGUACUCCGAGAACAACUGGGGCAACUUCUGUCUGUCCUAUCUGCUCACCAACAGAGACUACAGCGGAGUGCUGGGGCUUGCCUGGGAGGGCAAGGCUGGUAACUGGGGAGGAGUAUGUUCCCAGCAGACCACCCUGCGUAACGGCCGGACCUCCACCCUGAACACGGGUUUGGUCACAAUUCAGAACUACGGACAGUUCCUGCCUCCUCGACACGUCCAGCUGACCCUCGCUCAUGAACUCGGCCACAGCCUGGGAUCUCCGCACGAUGAGGGCUCAAACUGCGGGAACCUCGGCUCCACCGGCGGUAAAGGCAGGUACCUGAUGUUCCCUCACGCCACAGACGAGGUGCGUGAAAACAACGAUAAGUUCUCGCCCUGCAGCAUCGAACACAUCAGCAAGAUCCUGAAGCUGAAGAAGGAUGACUGCUUUGUGGUCAGUGAUCAGCCCAUCUGUGGAAAUCAGAUUGUGGAGGGAGAUGAGGAGUGUGAUGUCGGUCACAAAGACACAGACCUCUGCUGCUUCAGCGCUAAAGAGCCUGUAGGAGUCCAGUGUCGCCUCAAGCCUGGUAAAGUUUGCAGUCCAAGUCAGGGCCUGUGCUGCGGUCGGGACUGUGGGUUUAAGCCAGCGGGUCAGAUCUGUGAUGAGGAGACAGACUGUAAGACAGAAAGUGUGUGUUCAGGCCUCUCCCCGCUCUGCCCUGAGCCAAGCGCCAAGGAAAACCUCACAGUCUGCAGUCAGGGCACACAUGUCUGCCUGAAUGGGGUCUGUGCUGAGUCUGUGUGUGUGAAGCACAGCCUGCAGCAGUGUGACUGUCCAGGAGACUCCAUGAAGGAGAAAUGCCACAUGUGCUGCCAGCAGCCCGAUAAGCCUGAGACGUGUGCCAGCACCACCUCCUCCGUGCUCUCCCAUCACUUCCAGAGAAAGGCAUUGCCCUUGGUCGGCGGGGCUCCGUGCUCAGGGAACCGGGGAUACUGCGACAAAUUCCAUGUGUGUCGUCUGCUGGAUGCAGACGGCCCCAUCGCAAGACUGAAAAACUCCUUUCUCAAUUUGGAUGAUUUCGAUGACAUAGCAGAGUGGAUGAAGGCUCACUGGUGGGCCAUAUUGCUGGCUAUCCUGACUCUGUCUGGAGUGAUGGGCUGCACCGUCUGCUUCUGCAGCCACAACCUGGACACCAGUGACUCGGAGUGACCUCUGACUUUUGAUCUCUGUCACUUCUGGGAAUACAAGUAUGAUCAUGAUGAUGCACAAAUUCAUUAGGAGACAAUUUGUAACUGUCAAUGUGACAUUGACGAGAUUCUUUUAGUCAACUUUGUUCCACAUCUCAAACAAUGUGUGAUCCACAGUUGACCUGUGAAGACACCUACUCAACACCUCUGCACUGUUUUGUUAACUGAUACCUUUGAACGUCAUUAUGCACCUGCCAUUUCUUGUCCUUGCGUGACUUGUCUGUUCACAUUUCAACAAGCGGUGAAGGUCUCCUGUAAUGCAUGUGUUGUGGACAACGUCACUGUUUCUGCAAACUGUAGGUCAGUCUGAGGGGGUUGCUCUUAGAGGCCACAUAGCAUCGAGCACCUACAGUGAUUUAAAGCCAUCUGUCCCUGCAAACUGACUGAUGAGACUCUACCUUAUUUUGCUGUGCAGUGUCCUUGCUGUUGUAUUUGAACUUGAGCGCUAUAAUUUCGUCCUUAAUCACCAUCCAGCUUUCCAUCACAGUGAGACUUAAUCAAGUGGAAAAAGAUGCUGAUGUUUAAGUUAAUAAAGUGACAGUAAAAUGUU